Adineta steineri is the source of this 2286-nucleotide messenger RNA. Lineage: Eukaryota; Metazoa; Rotifera; Eurotatoria; Adinetida; Adinetidae. The record is from the annotation of a GenBank genome assembly.
AUGAAGACGUUUUUUUAUCGUUCUUAUCUUAAUUCAAUAGUUGUUAACAAUGCACAGCAAAUUGUUGCAAGUCAAACGAUCAUGUUUCGUUUUAUAUUUUGUCUAUUUUUAUUCUUAGUUUAUCAUCAAUUAUUAAGAUUAAAUUCAUCAACAACUACAAUUUAUCCAUGGAUAAAACAAGUUCAUGUAGUUUCAAUGACACAUUUAGAUGUUGGUUUUACAAAUUUUGCAGCAAAUGUUUGUUCAUUAUAUUUUAAUGAACAUUUACCAAAUGCUGCACGUCUUGCACAAGAACUUCGUGAUCGUGGUGGUAAUGAACGUUUUAUUUUUACAACACAUCCAUGGAUUCUAUUAGAAUUUUUUGAUAAUAUUGCACAGUGUACGAAUGAACGACCAAAUCGUACAACAAUUGAAUUAGUUGAAAAAGCAAUUAAACAAGGUGAUAUAACAUGGCAUGCACAUGCAUUUUCAAUGUUUAUUCCAAUGAUGGAUAAAAAUUUAUUUAAUAUAUCAUUAAGUAUAUCAUCAAUAUUAGAUGAUCGUUUUUAUCAAAAUAGAAAAACAAGUGCAUCACAUAAAGAUGAUAUGGGUCAUCCAAUAAGCACUAUACCUAUAUUUGCUGAUAAUGGAAUAAAAUCAGUUCAUAUUGGUGUUAAUCUUAAUUGUCAUGGAGCUGAUCUGCCACCUGCAUUUAUAUGGAAACAUGAAGAAACUAAUACGGAACUUUUAGUUAUGAUGUAUAAUAAACCAACGGCAACAACACCAUGUUCAGCUGAAGCAUGUAUUUAUGGUGGUGAUGUUGUUUUACCAGGUUUUGAUCAAGCAAUGAUCUAUCAUUUUACAUUAGAUAAUACAGGACCACCUCAUAAUAUAACUGAUGUUAUUCGAGUUUGGUCUCAAAUUCAAACACAUUAUCCAAAUGCAGAAAUUAUUGCAAGUAAUCUUGAAACAUUUAGUCAGUCGUUAUUAGAAUCAUAUACAGAUCAAUUACCAAUAAUAACAGAUGAAUGGGGAACAACAUGGUUAUACGGAGUAGCUGCUGAUCCAUAUAAACAAUCAGCAUAUCGACAAAUAUCAAGAUUAUUAAAUGAACAAGAAUAUUCUUCAUCGUCUUUAUUUAAUUAUACAUUUCGUUUAUUAAAAAAUCCUGAACAUAAUUGGGGUUUAUGCACAGGAUGUUAUUUAAAAAAAGAAAAUUAUGCAUUUAAUUAUCAUAAUGACGAAUUUUCACAUGUUAGAAAUGGUAGUGAUUUUCAAUUAUUAGAACAAGGAUGGAAAGAAGCUCGAUCAUAUCUUUAUCCACUUAAUUCAUCUGAUCCUUCAUUAAUCAAUCGUAUUAAUAAUACUUUAAAAGAACUUGAAUUAUCAAUUCCUGAUUUAAGUCAAUUUAUUCCAAUUUCUCUACCAAUAAAUCGAACAAAAGAUUAUUUUUUAUUUCAAACAACAUUAUUUUCUGUUGGUUUUAAUUAUACAUCAGGUGCAAUUGUUUUUCUUCAAGAUAAUCAAGGAAGAAAUUUUUCAAAUAUAAAUAAUACAUUAGGUAAUAUUCAAUAUAAAACAUAUUCCAAUGAUGAUUUUGAUCGUUUUAAUUUACAAUAUAAUCCAAAUUGUGGCCCACCAUGUGGUGAUUUUGCUAAACCUGGUUUAACAAAUUCUCCAAGUCAAACAUCAUAUCCAUAUGUUAUUUCAAUGUGGAAAGAUAAUAUAAAUAAAACAUUUCUUAUUGAAUUAACAUUUCCGAAUGAAAUUAUCGAAGAUUAUGGUGGAAGUAAAACAAUAUGGUUAAAUUAUACAUUUACUAUUGAAUCUAAACCAACAAUUUCUAUAGAAUUACAAUGGUUUAAUAAAACAGCAACACGUUUACCAGAAUCGAUUUGGAUUGAAUUUAAUCCAAUAUUACCUGUUAUUUCAAAUACAUGUGAUCAAUGGAAAAUUGAUGUACUUGGUUAUGAUGUUAAUCCAUCUAAGAUAGUUGAUUAUGGAUCAAGACGAUUACAUGCAAUUGGACAUAAUGGUGUACGUUUUUAUGAUGAUAAAAGUGAAAUACCAUUAUUUACUCUUUAUUCAUUAGAUGCACCAUUACUUUCAAUUGGUUCAUCAGAUUAUUUAUUAAAUUUUGAUAACUCAAUACCUGAUUGCCAAGGAAUAAAUAAUAAUGGAUUAUUUAUAAAUCUUCAUAAUAAUCUUUGGAAUACAGCAUUUCCAAUUUAUUAUGAACAAGAUGCAAAAUUUCGUUUUAAAAUGGAAUUUUUACCCGAAUGGCUGCAAAUUAUUCAGAAGAAAUAA